AGGGAGUUCCAGAGGAGAGGGGGAGGCUCUGGAGGUGAGCGAGGGAGGAGGAGGUGACGAGGGAACCAGAGAGGAAGAUGCCUUGGGAGGAGCGGGCGAUGUGGGCAAUAUCUGCGGAUGAGGUUGGUGAUGUAGCCGGGGGGGGGGUUGUGGAUGGCUUUGUAAGGUGUGGUUAGUAUUCUGAAUUUUAUACAUUGGGUUAGUGGAAGCCAAUGAAGGGAUUGGCAGAGAGGGGUGGAGGGAUUGGCAGAGAGGGGUGGAGGAACUGAAUGGAGGCCAGUGGAGGGAUUGGCAGAGAGGGGUGGAGGACACUGAAUGGAGGCCAGUGGAGGGAUUGGCAGAGAGGGGUGGAGGACACUGAAUGGAGGCCAGUGGAGGGAUUGGCAGAGAGGGGGUGGAGGACACUGAGUGGAGGCCAGUGGAGGGAUUGGCAGAGAGGGGUGGAGGACACUGAGUGGAGGCCAGUGGAGGGAUUGGCAGAGGGGGGGUGGAGGACACUGAGCGGAGGUCAGUGG
This is a messenger RNA of Staurois parvus, 515 nucleotides long. The record is from the annotation of a GenBank genome assembly. NCBI's taxonomy places the organism in Eukaryota, Metazoa, Chordata, Amphibia, Anura, Ranidae.